AUGACCUUCCAGGACGCAAAGGACAUCUACAACAACCGUCUGCAAAAGUCAAUUGAGGAGGUGGACAAGUAUUUCCCCGGAAGCCACAAACCCCUGCCCGAUACUAUCCCUUCCAACGUCAGACCACUGCUCAAGCUGCUCCAUGACGAAGACUACGAGGUUGUGACGCUAGGAGGAAUCGAACUGCUCGAUAAACUGGCCAAGGGCGAAUGGUCUGCCGUUCGAGUCACGGGUGCGUACAUUCGAGCUGCCGUGUUGGCCCACAAGCUGGUCAACUGCGCGACCGAAUUCCUUGCAGAGCGGGCCUACAACCGAGCCAAGUUCCUUGAUGAACAUCUGGCCCAAAAGGGGCCCGUUGGACCCUUCCACGGCUUGCCUUUCUCCGUCAAAGAGCUGCUGGGCGUCAAGGGACAUAUCUCCACCUGUGAAAACUCCUUCUUUCUGGACUCGGAGCCCAUGGAAAAGGAUCUGGUGCUGAUCCAGCAGCUGGAGAGCCAGGGGGGUACCAUAUUUGUGCGAACAAACGGCCCGCAGCUCUGUAAUUCUCUCGACAGUUACUCUCCUGUCCACGGUUCCACUCUCAACCCUUACAAUACUUCUCUGACCACUGGAGGCUCUUCUUCCGGAGAAGGAGCUCUGGCGGCCUUUGGAGCGAGUAUCAUUGGUCUGGGAACCGACAUUGGAGGCUCCAUUCGAGCUCCUUCUUCUUUCUGUGGAAUCUACGGUCUCAAGCCCACCAGGGGACGCCUUUCGAUGCUCAAUUGUGUGGGGUCCAACCCAGGAAACGACUUCAUCAAGGCCGUUGUAGGUCCCAUGUCUCGAGACCUGCGUCUGAUUGAUUUGUUCAUGGAGAAUAUCAUCAAGCAAAAGCCGUGGAAGGACGAUGUUUCCUUGGAGGCUGUGCCUUGGGAGAUUGUGUCUUCCAUCCAGCCCAAGAAGCUGACUCUGGGAUACACCACCUUUGACGGGGUGGCCCAUCCUCAUCCCCCUAUUGUACAUGCAAUUGAAGAGCUGGUCAAGAAGAACGAUGGAAAGACUGUGGACGGAGUGGAAAUCACUUUCAAGAAGUACACCCCUGUCAUUCCUGAAGAUAUUAUCCACAUGCUCAUUGGAAUGUUCAUGCCCGACGCUGGAGAGCGAAUCAAAAAGUGGUCCGAGAAGUUUGGAGAGCCCUUGGAUGACCCUGGCCCGGAGGUCAAGGCUCUGGCCAAGAAGCUGGAAAUUAGCGAUGUCUUUGCCCUCAACACCAAGCGAGACAAGUAUAGACAGACCGUGUGGGAGGACUGGAAGAAGCAGGGGAUCGAUGCGGUGAUUUAUCCUGUAUACAUUUCGCCCUCGUCUGUGAUCCGAACACCCAAUUAUGGAUUGUACACCAUGCUGUGGAACGUGGUGGACUACCCGGGAGUGACUCUUCCUCUAACCAAGAUGGACGCCAAGAAGGACUACGGUCCUACUCCUGAGCCUGCCAAUGACAUGGACAAGAAGUUCCUGGGCAUGUACGAGCCGGAGAAGUUCGACAAUGCUCCCAUUGGAGUUCAGAUUAUCGGCCCUCGGUUUGAGGAGCCUCUGCUGCUCAAGGUGGCUCAGCUUCUCCAGGGCACUGUUCAGCCUUUGGGCGAGUAG
Molecule: messenger RNA, 1623 nt
Organism: Yarrowia lipolytica CLIB122
Lineage: Eukaryota; Fungi; Ascomycota; Dipodascomycetes; Dipodascales
Source: RefSeq, a predicted model, not a curated record